GAAGGCAAGGUAAGAAAGAUAAGAUGCAUUAGACAGACAAGGCAUCCCUUUCUUUUCUUCAAGCGUGAGAAGUUUGAACCCUAAGCAACCUUGCACUUCUCUCUCUCUCUCUCUCUUCUUCUCUUUUUUAAAGGUCCCCAUCUAAUCUUUUAUCUCCGAACAUUCCCUCAACUGACUAAAAACCACUCUCCUCAAAAGCUACCCCUUUUCAUCAUUCUCUCUCUGUUCUCUCUUUUUUGAGUUCUUUUGUCUCUAAUUUUCUUAUCAAGACUCCAAAGGAGGGAACAAAUGUGGCAAAAACAGCCUAAUAAAUCAUCUUCCUUCAGAGAAUCUCUCAAAGCUCUUGAAGCUGAUAUACAACAUGCCAAUAGCCUGGCAGCAGCUCUUCCAGGAGAUUAUGGUGGGGAUCGUGUACAUAUGAGAUUAUCAUAUAGCUCCCUUGCCCCUUUCAUCCUGUUUUUGGUUGAAUGGAUGGACUAUAGUUGCACAGAUGCCCUCCCUAAUUAUUUAGGCCUUCUCCACAUCCUUGUGUACAAGGUUUAUGUUGAUGGAAUGCCAACAUUGUCCUCUAAAGAAAGGAAGGCCACACUAAGGGAAUUUUAUGCUAUUAUAUACCCUUCUCUUAGGCUGCUUGAGGGAGAGUUCAUUGAAUUGGAAGAUAAACCUAGGAGAAGCGGAGGCACUGAAGUUUUGAGCAGACACAGAGUUGAAGAAAAGAGGAAGCAAUCUGAAAAUGAAUUUGAGGGAGAUUAUGAAUGUGGGAUUUGCAUGGAAGAUAGUGCAAAGAUGGUAUUGCCUAACUGUGGGCACUCCUUGUGUAACAGCUGCUUCCACGACUGGAAUGCGAGAUCUCAAUCCUGUCCUUUUUGUCGUGGCAGCCUUAAGAGAGUGAACUCUAGAGAUUUAUGGGUUGUCAUUAAUAAUAGUGAUACAAUUGACACAUUGACCCUUGCAAGAGAGAACCUGAGGCGUUUCUACCUUUACAUUGAGCAACUGCCUCUUUUAAUGCCUGAGACUCAUGCUGUUGUGUUUGAUUACAUGAUCUGACUUGCAGAUAAAGAACGUAAUAAACCAUAGCUAUGGCCAGCUGCACAUUGUAUAUAGAGUAUAUGGUGAGGAAAGCUUCGAUCCCAUCCACUACAGCUGGUUGAGAAGAUACUGGGAGUUAGCUGUAUAUAAUUAACUAACUGGUGGUUACAUUUGGAUGAAAUUCAAACCAGUUGAUUAACAGGUGACUUUGGAAGUUCAUGAAACUGCGAAAAAUUAAGCAAAAGAUUAAGCACCAACAAGUGGCAAGGAUAGAUGUAAAUAAAAAUACUAGAAAGAAAGGUAUGCUUGGCAUUCAACUCAGCUUUUUGGAACCUGGGUGUUGGAAUGGAAGUAGCUAGAAAUUUGCUUGUGUAAUUUGGAUUCUGCUUCCUCAUAGGUUGUAUGAAAAUCUUAUGAAUCAAAUCUAUUUUCCUUUUUUUUU
This is a messenger RNA of Hevea brasiliensis (rubber tree), 1471 nucleotides long. Its product is annotated as E3 ubiquitin-protein ligase AIRP2. Bases 289 to 1047 code for a protein of 252 amino acids. Lineage: Eukaryota; Viridiplantae; Streptophyta; Magnoliopsida; Malpighiales; Euphorbiaceae. Gene Ontology annotation, biological process: protein ubiquitination. Gene Ontology annotation, molecular function: ubiquitin protein ligase activity. The record is from RefSeq and is a predicted model, not a curated record. The transcript has 5 exons.